GGGCAGCCGGCCAGAGCUGUAGGUGGUUCCGAGUCCGCCUUUUUAAAAGUAGAACUACCACUGUGGCGACGGAAGGAGGCGUAGCUAUGUGGCAACCAUUUUAAGAAAGGAGACGCUUUGAAUUUAAUUCCAGAAGACUACGUUCAGGCCAAUUGUUGUCCUGCUUUUUUCUUUGCUUGGCUUUUGUGAGCAGCCAACUGUUUUGAUUUCAGAGGUUCGUCACCUUAAAUUGGGGAUCCGGCAGAGCUAAGCCGGUAGUGAGGUGAAGGGCGGGCCUCUCUGUUAACGGCAGCCCAGCCUAUCGGCGGCUCCACCGAGCGUGCGCCUCCGGACUGGCCAAUCGCCGUACGACUCGACCCAUCUUCCGCCAUGCUAACGCUGGGCAUGUGCCGCAGCGGCAAAAUCUAGAGAGGCGUAUUCGUCCGCCUUGGUUGAGGGCGUUGCGCAGCGGUGCUGGCCGAUUCUCCUGGGCCCACGUGGAAGCAGCGCUCAGGAUGCUGCGCCGGGAGGCCCGCCUGCGCCGGGAGUACCUGUAUCGGAAGGUCCGCGAGCAGGAGUGGCAAGCGGCGCAGGACAGGAAGGAGAAGGUGCGGCGCGCGCUUGAAGAGAACCGUCUGAUUCCAACUGAGUUGCGCAGGGAGGCUCUGGCAUUACAGGGGUCCCUGGAGUUUGAUGAUGCCGGCGGUGAAGGUGUGACCAACCACAUGGACGAUGAAUAUCGAUGGGCAGGGGUUGAAGAUCCCAAGGUCAUGAUUACUACCUCCCGAGACCCCAGUUCCCGCCUUAAGAUGUUUGCAAAGGAGCUGAAGUUGGUGUUCCCAGGUGCCCAGCGCAUGAACCGUGGCCGGCAUGAGGUUGGGGCACUAGUGCGAGCCUGCAAAGCCAAUGGGGUCACUGACCUGCUGGUUGUCCAUGAGCACCGAGGCACACCUGCCACUUGCCUUUCGGUCCCACUGCUUACUUCACACUCUGCAACGUGGUCAUGCGGCAUGACAUCCCCAACCUGGGCACCAUGUCAGAGGCCAAGCCUCAUCUCAUCCUGCAUGGCUUCUCCUCCCGCCUGGGCAAGCGGGUCUCUGAUAUACUCCGUUACCUGUUCCCUGUGCCCAAAGAUGACAGCCACCGGGUUAUCACCUUUGCAAACCAGGAUGACUACAUCUCCUUCAGGCACCAUGUGUACAGGAAGAACAAUCACCGAAGUGUGGAGCUAACUGAGGUUGGGCCCCGCUUUGAGCUGAAGUUGUACAUGAUUCGCCUGGGCACGCUGGAACAGGAGGCCACAGCAGAUGUGGAGUGGCGCUGGCACCCCUAUACCAACACUGCACGAAAGAGGGUCUUCCUAAGUGCUGAGUGAGCCCACUCGCCAGUCAGGAUGUGAACCUGGACCUGGGAGGUGGGGAGGGGUCAGAAUAAAGUCUGUGUGCCACGUG
Manis pentadactyla (Chinese pangolin) is the source of this 1430-nucleotide messenger RNA. It is a transcript of the gene IMP4, whose product is annotated as IMP U3 small nucleolar ribonucleoprotein 4. The record is from RefSeq and is a predicted model, not a curated record. Bases 495 to 1211 code for a protein of 238 amino acids. Gene Ontology annotation, cellular component: Mpp10 complex; nucleolus; small-subunit processome. Lineage: Eukaryota; Metazoa; Chordata; Mammalia; Pholidota; Manidae. Gene Ontology annotation, biological process: rRNA processing. Gene Ontology annotation, molecular function: snoRNA binding; rRNA primary transcript binding. The transcript is spliced from 9 exons.